This is a messenger RNA of Penicillium canescens, 705 nucleotides long. RefSeq names its product SIMPL domain-containing protein. Gene Ontology annotation, biological process: DNA damage response. Bases 1 to 705 code for a protein of 234 amino acids. The record is from RefSeq and is a predicted model, not a curated record. Gene Ontology annotation, cellular component: external side of plasma membrane. NCBI's taxonomy places the organism in Eukaryota, Fungi, Ascomycota, Eurotiomycetes, Eurotiales, Aspergillaceae. The transcript has a single exon.
AUGCCCUCCCUCAAAGUUACGGUCACAGGCGAAUCGGCCGUCACUCACUAUCCCGAACGAGGCGCGCUCGCCUUUUCAGUGAGGGCGAACGGUUCGCGCCAAGAAGAAAUCUCCAAGGAAGUCACUUCGACUUCCAACGAUGUACAGCAAUUCUUCAAACUACUCUGCCCUCAAACAAAGGAGGAACAUACUGCUGCCGAGCACCCAGUGACAACUUUCUCAUCCACAAAUAUCAAGACCUGGUCCCAACCCAAUGAUAGAGAUGGAAAGCCAGCGCCCAACCCACACUACGCCAGUAUUUCGUUCAAGGCCGUGUUUCGAGACUUUUCCAAAAUGAGUGAAGUGAUCGGCAAGCUUUUCAGUUAUCCCAAGGUCGAGGUCGACUCUAUUGAUUGGCGCCUCACUGAUGAGACCGGAAGCGAGUUGGCUUCCAAAGCUCGGAAGAUGGCAUUGCGCGACGCAAUCCGGAAGGCUGAUGACUAUGCUGAAGUGGUACAGCGGAAAGUCGUUGCGGUGGAAAUCACAGACUAUGCACAGGGUGGAUACAGAAAUGUGGCAAUGGCCUCGACUCCAAAGAGAAAAAAGGCGAAGCUCUACGCCAGUGGGCCUGACGACGAUCAAGUUGAUUCACUGGAUCUGACCCCUCAAGAAAUUGAGGUUACUGGGUCUGUGAAUGUGAUGUUCGAAGCCGUGUCGGAUCUUUGA